Messenger RNA from Stomoxys calcitrans (stable fly), 1913 nucleotides. Its product is annotated as probable cytochrome P450 6a21. The transcript is spliced from 2 exons. The coding region runs from base 275 to 1774 and encodes 499 amino acids. The record is from RefSeq and is a predicted model, not a curated record. Gene Ontology annotation, molecular function: iron ion binding; oxidoreductase activity, acting on paired donors, with incorporation or reduction of molecular oxygen; heme binding. NCBI's taxonomy places the organism in Eukaryota, Metazoa, Arthropoda, Insecta, Diptera, Muscidae.
CCAUACCUGUAAUACGUGAAUAAUUGAUGGCUUACGUUAUCUGUCCGUUGAGGUAGGCAAUGAUUGAGCGACCAAAACAUUGCUCAUAACCGGUUGUGAACACAACAAUCGCCCCACUCUAAUUUCUCUUCGAAAGCAAGAGGUUCUAUAAAACUACUGGCAAGUUGAAAAAUUCUUUAGUAUUCAAUUUGUUGCGGUCGUAAAACCAUCCAUAAAAUUCAUUCAAUAUUUAAUCGUAGAGCGUGUAUAACGCGAAAAAACACUCCAUCAAGAUAUGGCUUUUGCUGCUUUAUUGAUUUACCUUAUCAUUGCUUUGACUUCGAUAUUAAUGUAUUUUAUGAAAAAACGCCUAAAUUACUGGAAGGACCAGGGCAUUGCUCAUGAUGAACCAAGUUUUUUUGCCGGCAACUUUCAUGGUGUUAUGACUAAACGCACUUUUGGAGAUUGUAGUCGUGCGGUCUAUGUGAAACACAAAGGUUCCGGGCCUUUUUGUGGUUUCUAUUUCUUUCAAAGGCCAGGCGUUUUGAUUUUGGAAACGGAUCUGAUGAAAAAUAUUCUUAUAAAAGAUUUUUCCAAAUUUACCGACAGAGGUCUAUUCCAUAAUGAGAAAGGCGAUCCGCUAACCGGCCACCUAUUCCUGUUGGAUGGUGCGAAAUGGAAGAAUUUACGCAACAAAUUGUCGCCCACCUUUACCACGGGAAAAAUGAAGUUUAUGUAUCCCAACAUUAUCAGUGUGGCGGAGAACUUUGUACAGGUUUUUGGAGAGAUGAGCGAGAAAACUCAGAAGGUUGAGAUUAAAGAGCUCUUGGCCCGUUUCACCACCGAUGUCAUAGGGAGAUGUGCCUUUGGCAUUGAGUGCAACAGUCUUAAGGAUCCCAAUGCCGAAUUCCGUCUCAUGGGCAAGCGUUCAUUGAACGAGCGCAGACAUGGAAAGUUUGUUAAUAGUUUCAUGCAAGGCUUUCCUGCCUUGGCCCGCAAACUCAAUAUGGCCAUUAAUAAGGAUGAAAUCACACAGUUCUUUGUGCGCAUUGUUCGCGAAACAGUGGCCUAUCGUGAGCAGAAUAACAUUAAGUCCAAUGACUUCCUCAGCAUUUUAAUGGACCUUAAAAAUGGCGAGGGAAAAGAGAAGGGCAUCUCAAUGUCUUUGGAGGAGAUGGCUGCACAGGUUUUUGUCUUUUUCAUUGGUGGUUUUGAGACCUCGUCAUCGACCAUGGGUUUUGCCUUGUAUGAGUUGGCUCUUAAUCAAGAUAUUCAGCAGAAACUGCGUUAUGAGAUCAAUGAGAUUUUCAACGCAGAGGGCACCACAACGUAUGAGGCAUUGCACGAUUUGCCCUAUUUGGGUCAAGUGAUAUCGGAAAGCCUUCGCAAAUACACUAUUGUUCCUCACUUGAAUCGUCAAGCCCUGGUGGACUAUGUUGUGCCGGGCCACAGCAAGUAUGUCAUCAAAAAAGGCAUGCCCAUUAUAAUACCCUCCCAUGCCAUACAUCAUGAUGCUGAUAUCUACCCGGAACCAGAAAAGUUUGAUCCCGAACGCUUUGAUGCGGCAAAUCUUAAACAACGUGAAACAGUGGAAUUUCUAGCCUUCGGCGAUGGUCCACGAAAUUGUAUUGGCAUGCGCUUUGGCAUAAUGCAAACUCGAGUGGGUUUGGCUUAUUUGUUGCACAAUUUUAAAUUUUCCCCCUGCGAAGAGACUGAAAUACCCUUGAUUUGGAAUACCAAAUCAUUUGUGUUAUCUACAAAGAAUGGCAUAUAUCUGAAGGUGGAGAGAGUGUGAUAUGCUUAUUUGGAUAUUCGAAUGUAUCGAAAAUUACGUGGUCAAAUUAUUUAUUGAACUAUCUUUUAAGUCAUACAAAUUGCAAAAUGUGAUUCUAAUCGAUUGAAAGCAAGUAAAAAUGCAUUUGAACCAAACCGAA